CACUGUUUGUAGGCAUCAUAUCAGCGCUUUUAUUGGAGCAAAUGAGUCAUGUGAUUUGCUUUUCAACUUCCUGGUUCUGCAUCUACCGAAUACACAGACAGAUGGCAAUACAAGUCACGGUUCCUUGAGUUCUGCUGCAAUGUCUCUUAUAAAGGAUCUUCACUCGGCAGCGAAGAACCAUCUUAAAGGGCUGAAGAGGUCAUUAGUCCUGAAACUUGCUGCUGAAAUACUGUCUGUAGACUGUGGACUAAAGCCGUGUUUUUUGUAUGACUUCAGUGCAGCAGAUAUGCUCCAAAUAUUGAACUACCUCAAAGAGCUUCAAAAGAUGGGUUUUAUAAAAGGGCCUCUCCACCUUCUUACCAUGGAAGAGAAUAUUCUGAUUCUUAAUGUGUCGAGAGUUGUCUCUUUUCUGAAGAUAUUACUACAGAGUAAAGACUUACACGUAAUGGAUGUUUCUGCCCAGCUAAAGCAACCCAAGAUAUUUGGGCAGGAUCAACUUUGUCAUAUCCGACCCCAUAUUUCAGAUCUUUUGACGCAUCUAAGACCUUACCUGGGAGAACAGCCAGGUUCCAUAACAGUUACAGAGCUCCCUUGUUCAGAGUGGAAUCUCUGCACAAUGUUUGGUCUCCUCCUCCAUUACCCGGCUGUUUACUGGUUUGAUACCACAAGAAACUUUGAGAAUUGCUUGUCUCUUAUGCCACUGAAGCGUUUUAUUGUCCAGACCACAUGUCCCAAAAUAGAACUACAUAAAUUUCAGCUUUAUUCUUUCACAAUUCCAGAGUUGAUAUAUCCUUCUCUGCAAUCGCCACUGCAGACAUGGAGCAAGGAUGUCAGACGUGUGUUUCAUGAACAAGGUCAUUUCACAGACCUUGAAAUUAUCACAGAAACUGUAACACUACCAGCUGUGGCUCUCUAAAGGAAUGUGUAUAUAAUGCAAAUUGGAUUAUAGGUGUGCCUGCUUUGUCUCCAUUACAACCCAGCUUACAAUAUAUUAUCCUUAUUUUCUUCUAAUGACAUAAAACACCUGUUGCUUAGUAUGAUGAAUUUACCUGGUCCAUAAAAGAUUUCUUCCUUCAGUAUUAAUAUGCGAUUCCUUCUGGCAUUGCUUGCAGUGCUCUUAUGUAACAGUAAUCAAUUGAACAGACAAGAUGGUGAUAACAAACCUAGGCACAUUAACACAGAAAUGUUUUUGUUGACAGAUAAGAACCCCCUUUGCCCAUCUAGUCUUCCCAUGCAUUGCUAACAGUGGCAUAUUUUACCUAAGGGCUGCAGGACAGCAGCUAACAACCCCCCCCCCCCCCCCAAAAAAAAAUAAUAAAAAAAAAAAAAAAAUACGCAACCUCAGCUCACUGAGCCAAUUACAGUCUGUGACUGCACUGACUUCACUGUGACUUCCUAUUGGAAGUGCUACCUGUCAAUCACCCACACGACAAACACACCCAGGGGUGAGGUGAUUCUUCCUCUGGGACUGCCAGGCCGAGCUGUGAUUAACAGAGUAUGCUUCUCAAUGUCAACCCUAACUGGCUUCUAUGGGCUGCAGCGUGUAUAAGUGUGUGGCUGUGUGCAUAAGUGUGCGACUGUGUAUAUAUGUAUAAGUGUCUGUAUGUGUGUGUGUAUAGUAUACUAUAUGUGAAUAUACAUACAUACAUACAUACACACUGUAUAUGGCAGAUACCACUAACUCAUCACAAAAUCCCCUGAACCAUAAGGACUAGGAACUUGAAAUUUGGACAGUAGCUUGAUUUGGUGACGUAGGCACCCACUAAGAAGGGAUUUUCCUAAAUUCCACCCACAAAAGGGUUAAAAGGGGUGAGGUAAUUCCCCCCUCACAGAGGAAAGUUAAGACAGCCCGAUGCAUGGUGCCGGCGAUAUCAAGUCAUGGAGGGGGGAGAUACAAUGCUCUGUUCCUGGAUUUCCUUGCAGUGGCAGAGCACUCCAUUAUUCAAAUAGGGGAGCCACAUCAACUGCCACGUCUAAACACUGUCAAACAUCGCUGAGUGUGGCUCCCCUAUUUGAAUAAUGGCCUGCUGUAAAACUGCCACUGGCAAGGAAGUGAAGCCCUAUGGUUCAGGAGAUUUUGUGAUGAGUCAGUGGUAUUUGAGAUUUUUUAUAUAUAUAUUUAUUUAUAUAUAUAUAUAUAUAUAUAUGUAUAUAUGUCUCAAUUUAUUUAGAUUCCACAUAUAAGUACUUAACCAAACGAUUUUCAGUCAGGAGAGAACAGUGUAAUUAUCAGAGGUUAAAUUUUCACUUGCACUAAACAUUGCAGAUUCUCUCAGUAAAAGCAGUAAAGGAGACAUAGAUCGUUUGACUCUUAAAUGUAUUAAAGGAAAGCUUGACAAGCAUUUGCUGACUAUCUGCUGUGUAAAGGGUGCCGACAGCUCUCCCAGUGACCUUAAGUGUUGUGCGAAAAUCUUUACCUUUUCACCUCAAAGGAGGAGCCCUAAGGAGAGCAAGAAGCUAAGCAAGGAAACCUAGGGCCCUUUGGAAUAAAGUCAGCCUAUCCCUGCAAUCCUUACCUAUUUAACAUACAGCGGGUGGAGCUUGGCCUAUCGUACCAGCAUUUACAGCACUGAGCAGGGCAGCAUUAGAGGCAGUACGGGGCAGAUAAGGAGGCGGAUUAUUCUCCUCAGUGCCAGUCUUUUGACAGCAUCAAUCCGGGGAAGGCCCAUCCAGAGGUGCGGCGUGACACAGAUGUUGCAUAGGCCACCAAAUUGGUCAGGGUCAGCUCUGCCUAUCUCAUCUUGGAAGCUACUAAAGCUCAUGCAUGCUCUACUCAUUUGCCACCUUGAUUACUGUAUUCUUCUCAUUUUUGGCUUCUUCCUGCCUCAUCCUUCUCCAGUUUAUCCUCAACUCUACUGUCUGCCUCCCUUUUCUCUCUUGUUGCUUUACCUGUGCUGUCCCUCUCGGAUAGUAACUCCAUUGUCUCCCUAGAACACUCUUAAUUCAAUUCAAACUCCCCACUCUUUCCCCAUGAAUGCUCCUCCCUACAUCUCCAGCCUAAUUUCCUCCUACCUCUUUAACUGUGCUGAUUGUCACCUCAAGUCCUCCCUGAUCACUACUUCCUAAUCUCACAUUCUGGACUUCUCAUGGGCAGCUCCUAAACUCUGGAAUGACCUCCAUUGCUCCAUUAGAGUCUCCUUCCAUUUUUACCUCGCGUUUCCCUCUGUCUUCUCUGCAUAAAUGUGAAUUUAUAUGGUCUGCAUUAUUAAGCACUUAUGUUUCUGUUGUCUAUUUUAUUCCUUUGUAUGGCACUAUGGGAGUCUUAAUAAAUACAAGAUAGUAAUUAAGUUCUGAAUAUACUCCAAAAAUAUCUGGGAAGAUUUUUUGUACACUGUUAUGUGCCAGUGUUCCUUCUAUGUUGUGACCAUAGGGUUAAAAAUGUUGAUUUCUACAUGAUUACAAACUAGCAGAAUCCUCAUAGGGUGUAUCAGUUUGUUAAAUAUUGAACACACAUUUACAUCAAAGUAUAUGUAAUGAAUCUGGCCCAUUGUAUUAACUUUUGGAAGUCAAACAAAACAUUAAUAUCAUGCGAGACCCAACUCGGUCACAGAUUGUGUGCUAUAGGUUACAUCAUGCUUGUUUUUCUGCAUCUGCCUGGCACUAGCCUGACAUGUAGUGGACACUCCCUAAGCAUUCUGGGACAAAUAGCUUUCUCAUCUAAGCCAGUCCUAACAAGUUAUCUUGGGGAUUUGAACAAAUUAAGGAAAUGUAUAUAGAAUAUAGCAACCUUAUGUUUUGUGGGAGUCUGACUUAGAAGGACUUGCAAGAAGUAAUAUUGAUGAUUGACAAAGUUUUCCUCAGACUUUCAAGAAUAUAUUGGACAAUAAAAUGCAGAUAAAUCCAAAGCAGAGUAUCUCAUCAUCACUUUCACAUGCAUGUUUUUGUUCUUAUAUCUGCACCAAUAAUCAUAUUCUUAUAAAUCCUGAGCCUCCGUGUUAUAUUUACCAGCUGACACAAAAUAAAUUGA
This is a messenger RNA of Pseudophryne corroboree (corroboree frog), 3967 nucleotides long. RefSeq names its product chromosome 2 C1orf74 homolog (gene C2H1orf74). Bases 140 to 916 code for a protein of 258 amino acids. The transcript has 2 exons. The record is from RefSeq and is a predicted model, not a curated record. Lineage: Eukaryota; Metazoa; Chordata; Amphibia; Anura; Myobatrachidae.